This is a messenger RNA of Monopterus albus (swamp eel), 5487 nucleotides long. It is a transcript of the gene cfap44, whose product is annotated as cilia and flagella associated protein 44. The record is from RefSeq and is a predicted model, not a curated record. The transcript is spliced from 33 exons. The coding region runs from base 20 to 5329 and encodes 1769 amino acids. Lineage: Eukaryota; Metazoa; Chordata; Actinopteri; Synbranchiformes; Synbranchidae. Gene Ontology annotation, molecular function: protein binding.
GGAUACUGAACACUCAGGGAUGCAGCAGGAGGCUGAGGAGAAAUCAACAAAGCAGCUCUCUGCAGACAUGUACUACAAUUAUGAGGAUCUUCACUCGAGACCGUUCAUUACACCUGACUCUGAAAUCCCAGAGAGUCUCCUGCACCUCUCUCACUCCUUUGGCUAUGACAGUGGGCGCAGGGCGAACCUGCAACUGCUGGAUGAUAGAACUCUGAUCUUCAUAGCAGGUAACCUGAUCAUCCUGCUGGACAUCUCCACCAAAAAGCAGAGAUACCUCCACUCCUGCAGUGGAAGCGGAAUCGGCUCCAUCACGACACACCCUAGCAAAGAGUUCUUUGUUACAGCAGAAAAAGGAAACCAGCCCAACAUUAUAGUAUAUGAAUAUCCCUCACUACGACCAUACCGCAUCCUCAGAGGUGGUACAGAAAAUGCGUACAGCUUUGUGGAUUUUAACUACGACGGGAGCUUGCUGGCCAGCGUGGGCAGCGCACCUGACUAUAUGCUGACACUGUGGAACUGGAGGCAGGAGGUGAUGCUGAGCUGCAAGGCCAUUUCUCAGGAGGUCUACCGAAUCAGUUUUUCCCUGUACAACCCAAGACUGCUCAUAACAUCAGGACCUGCACACAUCAAGUUCUGGAAGAUGGCCAGCACAUUCACAGGUCUUAAACUGCAAGGUCUCAUGGGGCAUUUUGGGAAAACUGCAGCAACUGAUAUUCAGGGACAUGUGGAACUUCCUGAUGGAAAGGUGGUAUCUGGGUCAGACUGGGGCAACCUGCUCUUGUGGGAUGGGAAUGCCAUUAAAGCGGAGAUUUGCCGUAAGGAGGGGCAGAGCUGCCAUGCCGGAGUGGUCCAGCCGUUUUCCCUAGAAGACGGACAGCUGAUGACGAUUGGCUCUGAUGGAGUUGUCCGGGGCUGGGACUUUGAGAGCAUCAACAUGGUCGACAGUGAUGGCAACAGCAGCAGGUUUGAGAUGGAGCCCAUGAAUGAGAUGGUGGUGGGACACAAUGUCUGCCUCUCCUCUAUGGUGAAGAGCUCCCUGUCCAACUCCUUCAUCUGGUUUGCUCAGGAUUCCAACGGAGCCAUCUGGAAACUGGAUCUUUCUUUCACCUACACGACCCCUGAUCCAGAGUGCCUGUUUUCCUUCCAUGCUGGAGCGAUCCAAGGUCUGGAUGUGUCAAAGAAAUCCCACCUGAUGGCCACGACCGCUCUGGACCGUUCGGUCAGAGUUUUUGACUUCCUGGCAAAAAGAGAACUGACCACCAAUCGCUUCAGUCAGGGUGGAACUGCUCUCUGCUGGGCUCCUCCUUUGGUGAGCCAGAGUGGAGGUUUACUGGUGACAGGUUUCGAGGAUGGGGUGGUCCGCUUACUGGAGCUGUAUGACCCUCAGAGGCUGCAGGAAUUCACUGGACGCAGUCCCAAAGGAGGCACCAAGCUGCACCUUAAGCAGGCCUUCAAACCCCAUAAUGGCCCUGUAACUGCUGUGGCAUAUGAGCGAAAUGGAGAGAUCUUAGCCACGGGGAGUUCAGACUGUACAGUGUUCUUUUUCACUGUUGAAGAAAAAUACAACCCCAUCGGCUUUGUCCAUGUUCCAGGGCCAGUGCAGGGGCUGGAAUGGGCACCUCAUUCCCAUAGUGAAAACAGGCUGCUCAUCCUUUGUCAGAGUGGUCAUGUGGUGGAGGUGCAGAGACCUGAUCCAGAGGCCAAAAAGCUGACCAAAACCUUCCAGCUGUCUGAGCUGCCCAGCAGAUCUUUCAGGUUCAGGAGCAUCAAAUCUCAUAUCAAGAGAGAAGAGGAAAUUUCAAGACGUAAAUCCAUAAAGGAGAAGAAGAAAAAAGAAAGAGCGGAGAGGUGGAAAGAAUUGAUGCAGCCAGAUGCAGAGCAAGAGGAAGAGGAUGAGGAGAAAGAGGACUUAACCCCUCUUUACAUCCCCGACCCUCCAAGUCCUCUCUUCUGUGGCUUCUACUCACAGCCUGGCCAUUUCUGGCUCUCCAUGGGAGGCUAUGAUGCAGGUUUCUUGUAUCACUGUAAGUUCUCUGAGAAACAAGACUUGGAUCCGGAUAAACAGCAAGAUGAGCCAUUUGACUUCCUGCCUGUCCACAAUGCAGACGAUGACCCCAUUUGCUCUGUCACCUUCAGUUCCAACAGGCAGCUGCUGUUCUUUGGCAUGCAUUCUGGCUCGAUUAGGGUCUACCCUCUGCAGCCCGGUGACCAGAGCCUCAUCUCCAUGCAGGCCUACUGGGCUCUCAGUGUUCAUGACAACCAGUAUGGGCACCUGCGCCACAUAUGCUGUAGCCAUGAUGACCAUUUUGUGCUGACGACAGGAGACGAUGGAAACAUCUUCUCCUUCAGCCUACUUUCUCCAGAGGACCUCCAAAAAAGCCUGCAGAAAAAGGCCAAGGUUCCUUCACCCAGGGUGGGUCUUCAGAAUGAGCCAUUGGCUCAGGACAUUGAGGACCCAGCAGCUUACAGCAUAGAGACAGCUAAGCAGAAGCUGGAGAAGGACCAGCUGCAUCGGGAGGCUGAGUUAAAAAUUGCAGAGAAGCGUAAGAAGCUGGUUGAGCUCCGGAAGACCUUUGAACAGCUGCUGGACAGCAACCAGAAUCUGCUGCAACAUGUUCGCCUGAAACCUGUGGAGCUGCAGCUGGACCAUCGUUUCGGUGAACAUGCAGACAGGGUAAAGUCUCAGCAGGUGAUGGAGGUCAGAAAGCAGCUGGGCUGGGAGAUGGAGCGCUGCCACAUAGCACUCACCAAACUACAGGGCUGGUUCAAGGAUUCUCUAGAGACCAGCGUGGUCACUGUGGUCGCCAUCCGCACUGACCACAAAGUCUCCACCUACCGUCUGUCAGUGUAUCCCAAGCCUUUAACCCAGCUCAGACAUCACAGCACACCCAGUCAGCCUGAAGGAGACAGAGCUGCUGCACCAGGACGCAGAAAGUCCAGAGCAGAGCCCGCAAACAGCAGCAGCACAGUAGAAGAGGAGGUGCUGCGGCCCCCAUUGACUAAUGCAACAGGGAUUAAGCUAAGAGAUCGUCAGAUUGAAAUGCUUCGAAAGGCUGCAGAGAAAGCUGAACAAGCUCAAGCCAAAAUAGAGAAGAGGAAACAGGAAUGGGCCCAAUUUUAUGCAGAGAAGUCAGAUGAGAAUUGUGAGGAUCCGCGGGAUGUGCAGGCAAUCCAAGAGGCCAAAGAGAACAUCGGAGACUUAAAACUGAAGUCAGCCAAAGACUUCACAGUGCCAAAACACCUGAGGGUGAAUGCUGAGAGGAAGCGAGCUGAGCUGAUAAGCCUGGAGGAAAAAAUCCGUGAGAAACAGACUGAGAUAAAUGGACGCAUCAUGGCGUUGCGAGACUCCAAGGUUUGCCUGGUGUCACAGCUGCGUACUCAGGCCCAGCAGCUCCAAAAAGUCCAGCAGCGCCUGGCAGUGCAUCUCCGCCGCCCUCCACCCACCCUUCCCGCUAUACUACCAGAGGAAAUACCAGAGAAGAGGCUGCAGUACAGACGUGCCACCCUGGAGCGAUACCAUGUUCUCAGGGAGCAGAGGUUUAAGGCUAUGCAUCAAGAGGAGCAGGAGGGAGCUACAAGUUUGUUGGAGCAGCUAGAGAAAGAGAUGGAAGGACAGGAGGGGAAAGAUGAUGAUGAAGAGGCAAAGAGAGGAGAGGAAUGGUCUCCCAUUCUGUCUGCAUUAUCUGUAACAAGAGAAGAAGAGACACCAGUGGAGGAGGGAGUAGAGCUGAGUGAGCUGGAGAAGGAGGUCCUGAAGGAGGAGGAGAUCAGACUCCUGCACGAGCAGGACUCCCUGCUGGAGCAGAUAGAGAGUUCGGUGUGUCAGUUUGAUGCAGAGCUCAUGCAGCUACAGCACGAGAAGCUGCAUCUGGACUGGCAACUGAAGCUGGCCGACCUCCGUCAGCUAACGCUGUACCAGGAGCUGCUGCUCCUCAAGGAGUUUGAGAGGAGGGAGGACAGCCUGCAGGAGAAACUCAGCAGACACAUUAAGGAGGAGAACAGCAUCACGUCAAAGCUGAGUGAGUGUAAUGAAGAGCUGGAACAGAAGCAGAGAGAAAUAGCCAGGCUGCGGGAGAGAGAGAGGGCUCUGACUACCACAUUUCUGACCGUGCUGGGCGAAAACAACAGGUUUGAAGAGUUUUUGACCAAAGUUUUCAAGAAGAAGGUCAAUAGUGUCAAGAAGAAGGAGCAAACUGAAAAUGAAGAAAAAGAAGUAGACAGUGAUGAAAACUCUGAUGAAGAUGAUGACUGGGGUGAUGAUGAUGAAGAUUAUGACAGUAGCACAGAGGAAGCAGGAGCUGCUCUGAGUGACAAGGUUUGCCCCCCAGGCUGUGAGCAAAAGAUGUUUGAGACUACGCUGCAACUGCGUGAGAGUCGGCUGGAUGUGGAGGAACUGCUGGCAGAGGAGAGGAGGAGCGCUGACCUCCUGAAGAAGGAGCUCGACGACCUCGUCAAGAUGAAGAAAUCAGUGGAGGCCAGUCGGCAGGCAGUAGAGGAUGACUUGGAGUUAGUCAACAGAGAGAAACAGCAGAAAAUGAACGAGCUGGAUGUGGUGGUUCCUCUUAGACUGCACCAGAUUGAGUUUAUCACUAACGCCUCGGUGCCGCCCAACCUGAGCCUGGCCCUGGUGCUGGACAGGAGGGAGCUGGACAGGCUGCAGGAGCGCAUCAAGCAGCUGCAGGUGGAGAAGAGUGAGCAGAGAGAGCUGUACUUUCAGGCCCGCCAACAGCACAUCAGGCUCAUAAACGACCGCAAGGACAUGGAUGUCAAGAUCCAGAUGCUGGAGAAGCAGUGCAACGAGCUGAUGAUGAUGAAAUAUGGCAGGCUGGUGGAUCUGGAGGCUCUGCAGACACUGUCAGGAAACAGAACGCUGGAGGAGCUCAAGCAGGAAAAACUCCUCAGAGAAGCUGCAUACGCCAAGGAAAUAAAACAGUGGGAUGCAAAGGUGGAAGAGGCGCAUCAGGCUCUGAUGGAGGUGACCAAGGCUAACACAGAACGUCUUCUCAGCAUGAAAAACCUGAUUGACCAGAAGAGGGAACUGGAGCAUAAACUCAAUACCAGGCAGAAGAAAAUGGGCAGACAGUUCCAGGAUUACAGGAGACGUGUGGACCAGGAGGAGAUCCAGAGGCUCCAGGAGUUGGUGAAGACACAAUCGCAGCAGGCUGAGCUCCUCAGGAGAGAGAUAAGCCUGCUGUCCCGUAAAGGAGGCAACAUUUUGCCCCCUAGCCAGGCCCUGCUGCCACCAAUCGCUCCAGUGCCCACCCCCACAGACAACGCUCACACCAGCAAACGAAGACCUGGGCAUCCGUCCAAACAGCUUAAACCAUAAACUUCACCAGGAGACAGGUGAUCUAAUUAACAGGUCAGAAAAACCACACCCAUUUACUAGAAUUCUGUGCUCACCAGUGCCCCCUUUCUGUGAGUUAUUGUUAUUCUUAAGAUCAGAAUAAAGAUUCUUGACUGCUGUCUUAAAUAAUGAGGGCGUUU